AUGGAGACGAAAACACCUCCGGGGCCCCCAGCACCGGAAUAUUCCCAGCUGCCCGAGGUUUCAGCAGCAUUUGGAACCGAAGCCCCUGAAGCGGUUGAGAUGGGUCUCGACUCUGCCAAAGCAGUGACGGGGCCAUAUCUGACCUCAGAUAGCAACUGGAUUCCACCCCAAUACCCCAAACCGCCAGUACAGGCCUCACGCUCGCCUUUUCCCAUCCCUACCAGUGCCUAUGCAGACUCGCCAGCUCAUGGCUAUUCAACCCGCUCGACAAUAGGAGAUGGGGAGGGGCCCCGCAGGAAAACGGUACUCAUACUCUCCAUUCUGGUCGGGGUCCUCGCCGCUGCUGUGGUUGGUCUGGCAACGGCCACUGGGUUGAUGGCGAAGCGAGCCAACGAGGCUGAAACUGCCAAUCUCUCACAAAACGCCGUGGACGGGACCUUCUCGACAGUAACCACGACGGCAACAACGACGACGACAGCUACAGUUAUCGCUGCGAGUGGGACUGCUUCCCCGGUGCCGAUAAUAGACCUCUCGAACGGGUGUGGGGACAAAAACGAGAAGAUCUCGGGCACCACGUACACCACACAGAUUUUUGGGAAAGUCAGCUACGUGCGGUACUGCAAUGCUCAGCUGAAAGAAUUUCCCAUUUACGGCAUGCUCACGCUUGACUUCGAGGCGUGCAUGGAUGCUUGCGCUGCCUGGUCGUCCAAAGGCCCAGAGAUUCUCGGGAAGGACAACCCAAAUGCCAUCUGCGGUGGCGUACGCUUUGUCCCGGCCUGGACCAACCGGACCCUAGCGUGGGCUACCAAUGCUAGGGGGAACUGUUUCUUGCACAAGACCACCCAGACGGUAGACGAUUUACAGGAUCCAGAUUUGAAGGAUAAGGUACCUUGCCAUGCCGCCAUAUUAGUAGAGAAGCGGUAG
Molecule: messenger RNA, 924 nt
Organism: Chaetomium globosum CBS 148.51
Lineage: Eukaryota; Fungi; Ascomycota; Sordariomycetes; Sordariales; Chaetomiaceae
Exons: 2
Coding region: 1-924 (307 amino acids)
Source: RefSeq, a predicted model, not a curated record